UUGAGAUUUGUUAUAUAAUGUGGAUCUAUGUUGUCUCCUGGUGUUUCUUAAAUUCAUGGAGGGGGAGAGGGCUACUAUAUCCUAGUGGACUCAGAUUUGCCUCAAAACUUCAUACCUUAAGAUCUGUUAUGUAAAGUACAACUAUAGUAUGUCUCCUUGAUAUUGUGAUUCCAUGCCUAUACUGAUUGCAUAAGUAGGAUAGAUGUAGAAACAGAAGAUUCUCACAUCCAUAGGAAGAAAUCAUUUUUUCUAUACUGUAGCGUCUAACUAGUAAUUAGAUUAAAUGUAGUUUUAAAUAAUUGAUUUUGGUGCGACUUUGAUCAGCAUGGAGAUUUUCAAACUCCCUUAUUUUAUUUUUGAUCAUCAACUACCAGGUUCCGAGGCAAUGUUUGCAGAUCUUUGCUAUUUCUCUGUGCGGUCAAUACAGCUUACGUUUGUGUUUCUCGUCUUGCCUUGUCUUUUCUUGGGUUAUUUGGGUCAAGCUGCCUACCUUAUAUCAAACCACAAUGGAGCUGAGCACGUAUUUUUUAAUUCUGUUCCCAAAAGUGCCUUUUGGCCAGUCUUUCUCAUUGCUAAUGUUGCUGCAUUGAUUGCUAGUCGGGCAAUGACUACGGCUACCUUUUCAUGUAUAAAACAAUCAACAGCACUUGGUUGUUUUCCUCGUCUUAAGAUUAUUCAUACAUCUAGGAAAUUCAUGGGGCAGAUCUAUAUCCCGGUGUUGAAUUGGUUUUUGUUAGCUAUUUGCCUGGUGGUCGUCUGCUCCAUAUCUAGCAUGUAUGAGAUUGGAAAUGCAUAUGGUAUUGCUGAGCUAGGAGUGAUGAUGAUGACAACUGUCUUGGUUACCAUUGUUAUGCUUCUUAUAUGGCAGAUAAACAUUAUCAUCGUGAUGGGUUUUGCAAUGAUCUUUCUUGGGAUAGAACUGAUCUUUUUCUCUUCUGUGUUAUGGGGUGUGGGUGAUGGAAGUUGGAUCAUAUUGGUAUUCGCAGUAAUUAUGUUUUUUAUUAUGUAUAUUUGGAAUUACGGAAGCAAGCUCAAGUAUGAAACUGAAGUCAAGCAAAAGCUGUCAAUGGAUUUAAUGCGGGAACUUGGGUGCAAUCUCGGUACAAUCAGAGCUCCUGGCAUCGGUUUACUCUAUAAUGAACUAGUGAAAGGAAUACCUGCAAUAUUUGGCCAUUUUCUGACUACUCUUCCUGCAGUUCAUUCAAUGAUCAUAUUUGUCUGCAUCAAGUACGUACCAGUUCCUCUUGUGCCUCAGAGUGAGAGAUUUCUUUUCCGCCGAGUCUGUCCAAAGAGCUAUCACAUCUUCCGUUGCAUUGCCAGGUAUGGAUACAAGGAUGUUCGAAAAGAAAACCAUCAGACGUUUGAGCAGCUCUUAAUUGAAAGCCUUGAGAAAUUCAUCCGCCGAGAGGCACAAGAAAGGUCAUUAGAGAGCGAUGGAGAUGAUGAUACUGAUUCUGACGAGACCCGCUGCUCGCGAUUUCUUGUGGGUCCCAAUGGAAGUGUGUAUUCACUUGGCAUUCCUCUGCUUGCUGAAUUUAAUGAGACUACUAGACCCAUAACUGAAGUCAUCAACGUACCAGAAGAGGUGCAGCCAGUUGAAUCUCCAGACCCCUCAAUCCCAGAUGCAGAGCAAUCACUUGAGAGAGAACUUUCUUUUAUACGAAAGGCUAAAGAAUCAGGAGUAGUUUACCUUCUUGGUCAUGGAGAUAUUAGGGCAAGAAAGGAUUCUUGGUUUAUUAAGAAGCUAAUGAUCAAUUACUUCUACGCAUUUUUAAGAAAGAACAGCAGGAGGGGUAUUGCCAACUUGAGUGUUCCCCACACCCACCUGAUGCAGGUAGGCAUGACAUACAUGGUUUAGAGAGCUCAAUUUUGUCAGAUAUAUGAGGAUAUUACCAAAUACAUGUGCGGCACGAGCGAAAGGUGCUCAGUAAAAACAAAAACAAAAAUGAAGGUAAUUGUCUUUGCAUUCUUCAGUGUGCUGCAACAUCCAUUUGAUUUCUGUGGUGGAUUGGAUUCAGAGGACGCUUUUCCCGACUUUACCCUUGGUGUCAUGCCGAAGGUUUUUCGAGGCUCCAUAUUGGGUUGAUCACCGUUCUUCAUUCGUGUUUCAUGCAUGAUGCUGAACGAAUGCCUAAGGUGUUUGAGAUUACAUGAAUUCCAUUGAUGCAAUCCCACUGUAGAGAUCUGGUACGACUUAAAAGAAAACUCUUGGAAUUAGUUUGGAAACUUUCAUAUGCAUCAGUGAUUUAGUCUUGUAGAUAGUUGUUCUUUCUGUUUCUAUUCCCUUUUUUAAUGAUAAUGCAAAGUCAUGCCGAUAGUUGAAUUUCUUCAGAUUUUUUAAUGUGGCUUCCUUCUGACCCAGUCGAAUGGAAGAAUACUUAUGAUUGAGUAGAAAAAGAAUUUCCAAUUUCAAUUA
Molecule: messenger RNA, 2416 nt
Organism: Benincasa hispida (wax gourd)
Lineage: Eukaryota; Viridiplantae; Streptophyta; Magnoliopsida; Cucurbitales; Cucurbitaceae
Source: RefSeq, a predicted model, not a curated record